Messenger RNA from Dromiciops gliroides (monito del monte), 1830 nucleotides. It is a transcript of the gene SIRAL1, whose product is annotated as family with sequence similarity 118 member B. Lineage: Eukaryota; Metazoa; Chordata; Mammalia; Microbiotheria; Microbiotheriidae. The coding region runs from base 280 to 1332 and encodes 350 amino acids. The record is from RefSeq and is a predicted model, not a curated record. The transcript has 10 exons.
CGCGGGCCGGUAGCAGCAGCUGGAGAACGGCGGCGGCCAAAGCAGGCUGACGGGCGGGCGGACUGAGGCUACUCGGUGUCCUGGAAGAAGCUCUCUACGCUCUAGAGGUGGCUUCUUCUAGGAGGAAGCUAGAUGGUACAGUGGAUAGAGUGCUGAACCUGGAAUCAGUAAGACCUGAGUUCAAAUUCUGCCCCAGAUACUUGCUACCUACAUGAAUUGAUUGAGAAGGAGGAAACCUAAGGGAGCAAAGAAAGACACCUCUUCAAGAAAAGAAACUGGAUGGCUUCCACAGGGAGCCAGCCCUCUGAUAUAGACGAUAUUUUUGGAUUCUUCAGUGAUGGAGCACCCCCCACCAAAAAACCCAGGAAGCUGCUCCCAAGUUUAAAAUCCAAGAAGCCCCGGGAACUUGUGCUUGUGAUUGGAACAGGCAUCAGUGCUGCAGUCGCACCUCAAGUUCCAGCUCUGAAAUCAUGGAAGGGAUUAAUUCAGGCCCUGCUAGAUGCUGCUAUUGAUUUUGAUCUCCUUGAAGAUGAAGAGAGUAAAAAGUUUCAGAAGUGUCUCCAUGAAGACAAGAACCUCGUCCAUGUUGCCCAUGACCUUAUCCAGAAACUGUCUCCUCGUACCAGCAAUGUCCGUUCUACAUUUUUCAAGGACUGUUUAUAUGAAGUAUUUGAUGACUUGGAGUCAAAGAUGGAAGAUUCAGGAAAACAACUGCUUCAGUCAGUCCUCCACCUGAUGGAGAAUGGAGCCUUGGUAUUAACCACAAACUUUGAUAAUCUCCUAGAACUAUAUGCUGCAGACCAAGGAAAACAACUUGAGUCCCUUGACCUUACUGAUGAGAAAAAGGUCCUGGAAUGGGCUCAGGAGAAGAGAAAGCUGAGUGUAUUACAUAUCCAUGGCGUCUACACCAAUCCUAGUGGAAUUGUACUUCAUCCAGCUGGCUAUCAGAAUGUACUGCGUAAUACUGAAGUCAUGAGAGAGAUUCAGAAACUCUAUGAAAACAAAUCAUUCCUUUUCUUGGGUUGUGGCUGGACUGUAGAUGAUACCACCUUCCAGGCCCUGUUUCUGGAGGCUGUCAAGCACAAAUCUGACCUAGAACAUUUCAUGCUGGUUCGGAGGGGAGAUGUAGAUGAAUUCAAGAAGCUCCGGGAAAACAUGCUGGACAAAGGGAUCAAGGUGAUCUCCUAUGGAAAUGAAUAUGCUGAUCUUCCUGAAUAUUUCAAGCGUCUGACCUGUGAGAUCUCAACCAGGGGCAAAACAGGGUUGGCAAGAGAAGGUCAGCUAAAUGGCUCAUCUGCAGCACACAAUGAAAUAAGAGGGUGUAGUACAUGAGGGACUAAAAAAAACAACACAAUUAGAGCAAAAGCCACAGCUCUCAGGCCCCAUCACAGACAGUGUUUAACAAGCAUUCUUACAAGAAUCCAACUGCUCCCAGAAAACACCAAAACGCAGAAGAGAUUGAAGGUUCAGGGGAAACUGAAAAGGGGCCUACCUUGUUCCUUUUGUGUUUGGUUCCUGCUGGGCUUGGUUAUCCUGCCGCCUGUUCCACUUCAAGAAUACCUGAGUGACCACUGGGCCCUUCAUGGGUUGGACAUGCUUGUGUCCACUGAACAGAUCAAUGUGAUACCUCUCCUGGUUGUGGUAGCAUCUCUGCAUGAAGGACUUUGGGAUCUAGAUGCCAUGGAGCUGCCAUGGUCCCUGCUGCAGUUUUGUACUCUGUACUUUGGUUUUUCAAUUAAGCUUAAUGGCUUUUUUUAAAUAUGACUUGAAGCUCUAGUUUUCUAGACCUUUUACAAUGUACAGUAUUUUGCAUAUCUGAGCUGUAAUAAA